GCAAAGCUUUUUCUUGUGCAUGAAGGUGGCUCAACCAAGCGAGUCUGAGGACAUCGAGAGGUUCUUCUCAGAGGGAGAGGAGGAGGUGGAGGCUGGCCCCACCGCGAAAACACCGGAGGUAAUUCCGCCGUCGUCGCCACCGCAAUCUCCGCCAUCUUCUACGGAUAUGCUUUCCAUUAUUGAUCGGCAGAAGGAGAUGUCGGCCAUGGUGUCUGCUCUAUCCCAUGUAGUUUCCAGUGGACACCACACAGACGCCGGCAACCAGGCAGCUGGGACGAGUGGGCGGCUAGUAACUGUUCGAUCGCUUCCUUCGAGCCUUUACUCGCCGGCGACGCCAUCGUCAUCUAUCAUCUCAUUUGGUGACCGCGGGAUUAAGAGAGAGAGAGAGGAAGAGAGUUCGGAGUUGAAAAUAUAUCACAGAGCGCUCCUCGAGUUCGGGAGUUCGUCUGGUGCGUCUUCAUCGUCUACAGCAGCACAAACGCAGAGCUCAUCUAAGGAAGCCCAAUCCCUUGCUCCGGCAACCUCGACAGCAUUGCAGGAAGGAGAAGUUCGCCGGAGAUACAGAGGAGUUCGGCAACGGCCUUGGGGAAAAUGGGCGGCGGAGAUUCGAGACCCGCACAAGGCAGCUCGCGUCUGGCUCGGCACCUUCGAGACAGCCGAAGCCGCAGCGAGGGCUUACGACGAAGCGGCGCUUCGGUUUCGUGGAAACAGAGCAAAGCUCAACUUUCCUGAAACUGCUCGUUUCCCGCAACCAAUCAAUCAACCUCCGUCGAUCCCAUUGCCGGAAUCUAGUUCUUCAGUUAGCCAUUUUAUGCACCGGCCGUUGCUGAGGUUCCGAUCCUUGGAUGCUACCAGAGAUUAUAUGGAGUACACGAGGGUGUUACAGGGAGCCGGAGAGUAUCAAGGAAUGCCGCCAACGGCACCAUUGGGUCAGUUCAUGUAUUCAACCUCGUCCAUCGCGUCGUCUUCACAUUCGCUGACCAGAGGUUCGGAUUCAGCGUCCUCUUCGUCUUCUUCGAUGCCUCUGCUCUAUUUACCUCCGUCAGAAACCGGACAGAGCCUUUUCCGGCCACCAGGAACGACCCAUGAGCAGAACUUUCCCGCCGCUCCGCCAUGGACUGAUUCCAGCAGAUAUCCACCAUCCUGUUCAGAAUAAAAUUUUGAAAAUCGAGCAAUUUUCAACAGUAUCAUUGUUUCAUACUCUUUUUCUUUUUCUUCUUCAGUCUUCUUAGAACUGAGUUAGAGCAAUCCAAAUCGAAAGAGGGAAGCAAAUUUCAUUUCUUUUUUAGUAAUUAUUGUCGAUUAUAUGAAUUGAAGCAGUAUUG
Molecule: messenger RNA, 1325 nt
Organism: Dendrobium catenatum
Lineage: Eukaryota; Viridiplantae; Streptophyta; Magnoliopsida; Asparagales; Orchidaceae
Product: ethylene-responsive transcription factor ERF110
Exons: 2
Coding region: 20-1156 (378 amino acids)
Biological process (GO): ethylene-activated signaling pathway; regulation of DNA-templated transcription
Molecular function (GO): DNA binding; DNA-binding transcription factor activity
Source: RefSeq, a predicted model, not a curated record